CCAGAAAACAGUUGUAAAAUGAACGUUGAAGGCUUAAGUUGUAUUUGAACAAUUUUCUGCAGAAAAAAAUGUUAAUUUUUAAAAGUGUUUUAGUGAUUUUAAUAAGUUUCCUAUUCAAGGAUAUAAAAAGUGAAGAAUUAUUAAAUCAAACAAAUGUUGAAAUUACAACUGAAGGUAUUGCUGUGGAGACAACGGCUCCAUCAUCCACAACAGCAUAUAGUUUAGUGGAGGAUAAAGAAUUAAUUUCCUUAACUUUGGGCAGUGUAGCAACAAAUAAUCAGGAACCGCCUGAUAUAUCUUCUUUGAAAAAGGAUUUAAAUUCUCAAAUAGAAAAUCUUUCAACUAACUCUAGUAUUACUGAAGAAACUUCUUCAUUUGCCACAACUUUAACACCAACAAAUGAAUACCAGGAUAAGGACACCACCUCCAGUUGGGAACUUAUAUAUCCAGAACAGAAUUCUUCAACUCUAGAACAAUUCUUUACCACUUCAACUACCGAAACUUCUAUAACAAAUUUGCCCAAAUAUUUUAAAGUUGAUGACGUUGUGAAUUGCCAAAAAUACUUUGGCACCUGUUUAAAACAAGUUCUCUCGAAUGUAGUUCCCAAACUUAAGGAUGGUAAUAAAUAUCUACAAAUACCUUCCUUGGACCACUUCAUUUCAACUCUACUGCCUUUCAAUAUAACAGUGGUCCCUUUACUGGCUACAUAA
Molecule: messenger RNA, 710 nt
Organism: Lucilia cuprina (Australian sheep blowfly)
Lineage: Eukaryota; Metazoa; Arthropoda; Insecta; Diptera; Calliphoridae
Exons: 2
Coding region: 69-710 (213 amino acids)
Source: RefSeq, a predicted model, not a curated record